AAAGAAUUACCACUGCAUGUAUAUUAUGACAAUCUGAACCAAGCAUUGAAUGUAGUGCUAUCCAAGAUUGAGAUGACACACAAGGAAGAACGAAUAAUCCAAGUAUUGACACAAGAAAUCCAAGCUAAAGCAAUCAGAACAUUCGUCACUGGACUGAGAAGUGUAGCUAUCAAGAAUGCCAUCUAUGCACAACAUUAGCAGAUGCCUACAGUAUCGCCCGUACAAUGCAACAUGAUUCACGCCAUCAGAACCUCGAGUACAUUCCACGAUACAACCAUCAUCAGAAUCAUAAUUUCAGCAAUCAUCAUCAGAAUAAUUAUUCUUAUCAACAACAACCCCCAGUUGAACCAAUGGAUAUCGAUUCAUCUACCAUAUUCCGUAGACCAACGAGACAAGGUUACAACAAGAAUCAGCAACAACCAACCUUCAAUCCCUUCAGACAAGCAAUCCAAACAGUUGGCAACCAAUUCAAAAGGUAUAGAGACGAAACAGUCACUAACACCCACAACAAAGCACAGCGAGUGAACCAACUCAACAAUGAAAGAAGCGAAUCGAAUGAGGAAUCGAUAAAUGUAACUAUUGGUGAAGACGAACAAAAACUUUUGCAUGAUAAGGCACCUGAUGAAAAGGAAAAAUGCACCGAUGCAGAAGGUGAUACUACCGCCAAGAAUUCAGCGCAAAAGAGUACAAAAACGAUUGCAGCUUUGGAUGACACAAGAACAUCCAAGGAUGGAUCCAGCAGCAGUAAAUGCAGCAAGUCUGAUGACGAUAAAUCAAAGAGAAAAGAUGAGAAGUCCGGCGACAAAAAGGAUAAAGACAUUAGUGAACAAAAAUCAUCUUCAAACAAGUCUUCGCAGAAGGAUGACAAAGAAAAGUCUUCAGUGAAUAUCUCUACAAAAUCGUCCACAGGAAAGCAGACAACACCUUCACGUAAUCUUUGGAUAUCCGGGUUAUCUUCAUUAACGAGAGCCAGGGAUCUGAAAACUAUAUUUUCUAAAUAUGGAAAAGUUAUCGGAGCCAAGGUGGUCACCAACACCCGAACUCCGGGUACACGUUGUUAUGACUACGUAACAAUGUCAUCAUCGUCGGAUGCCAGUCGUCGCAUUGAGAAUUUGCAUCAUACCGAACUCCAUGGACGGAUAAUAUCAGUAGAGCUCACUAAAAACGAAAUCAGCAACAAGUGUCGCCAAAACACGAGUGGAUAAAACAGAAAUAGAUCCAGUUGGAAAAGCGGAUGUAGUAACAACCAUUUGAGAGUUACUAAUACCAUGGCAGCUUGCGUUAAAGCAAACGGACGAACUAAAAACCAAAAGACCACAACAAGAAAAGAAAACACAGAGAAUUCCAAGAAGGACAAAUAAUCUACGAAAACAAGGAAUGGAAUACCUAACCAAUAAGAACACCACUACAACCGUAUAAAAAGGCAGGAGCCUUUACUCUUUUUUAAAGGAGGGGAGAGUUAAGGAACAUGUGUUACUUAAUCCCAUUUUUGUAUCGAAAACAUAAAUUAUCAACUGGAAACCUAAACAAACAAUAACAAUAGUCUCGCCUAGCAUAAUAAAUGUAACAAACAAAAUAAAUGUGUGAAAAUGUAAACUGCGCCAAACUAUCUCAUUAACAAGUAAGCAAAUAUUGUAAAUGCACUAUCAAUACAACAGACAAUGUAUAUGUAUACAAACCUAAACAAAUAAUAGAAUCUGUACCUACAGAAACUAUCAACUAGUAAUAAGUAAACAUUCUAGUUAGUAUAAAUAGAAGCAUAACCAUACACGCUUCGUCUUUUGUAUUUUGAAUAUUACUAAUAAAGAACGUUCUGCUGUCAAUGCAGAACUAAAAUAUUUUUUUGACUAAAAUAACCCAAGUGUUAUUAACUCGCUCGAGGCAUGUGUGGAAUUUAAUAGAGAAGAUGACAGCCAUGGUGCUCCAUGACCUGAGAAGAGCAGAACAGCAAAGAAGGAAUGAAGCUAGAGCAGCGAAUAUCGCUCAAAUGACGUGAGCCCACAGGCUAAGCAUGCCCUGCGAUGACAUGCCUAACGGCGGUCCCGCAGGGUCUCAGUAAAGCUAAAGGAGACGGAGUUAGGGUUUAGUACGUAGGCGUACCGUUUCGCAAGUCCAGAAGAGUAGGUAAUACUGACUGUGCGUGGUCCCGAAUGAGGUGCACCUAUAGCGUGCGGUACGAAACCGGCACAAAAAAAAAAAAAAAAAUAUGGGAAUAACAAGUGCCGCACGCAUCUUUCCGCAUCUCCGUUGUCACGGACAACCAAUGGCCGAAGAUCAGUUGGACGACAAAGCGUCACAACAUUGUUUUGCUGGUAGAAAAUUCGAGCUGUGCCGAAAAACACAAACGAACAAACGCCGAUUGUCACCGCUUCCCUUGCCACUCGAACAGUUUCGCCUACAAACCAUCGCAAAUAUGUACAUAUGUUUAUGUAUACAUAUCCGCGCCGAUUUUUACGAGCCACGGCAAAAUAUUUCAGAUUCGACAAAUAUUUUGAAUCGACAAGAACUAUGUUGCCAAUUUAGCCACUCUUUUCUGUGUUUUGUGAGUUUGCGGGGUUAUCUACGAAUAUUUUCCCUUUCAGAGGAACAUCAGAAAAUUGU
This is a messenger RNA of Bactrocera dorsalis (oriental fruit fly), 2601 nucleotides long. Its product is annotated as SAFB-like transcription modulator. NCBI's taxonomy places the organism in Eukaryota, Metazoa, Arthropoda, Insecta, Diptera, Tephritidae. Gene Ontology annotation, cellular component: nucleus. The record is from RefSeq and is a predicted model, not a curated record. Gene Ontology annotation, molecular function: RNA binding; sequence-specific DNA binding. The coding region runs from base 225 to 1205 and encodes 326 amino acids. The transcript has a single exon. Gene Ontology annotation, biological process: regulation of transcription by RNA polymerase II; regulation of mRNA processing.